This is a messenger RNA of Syngnathus typhle (broad-nosed pipefish), 4808 nucleotides long. It is a transcript of the gene stt3b, whose product is annotated as STT3 oligosaccharyltransferase complex catalytic subunit B. Gene Ontology annotation, biological process: post-translational protein modification. The record is from RefSeq and is a predicted model, not a curated record. Gene Ontology annotation, cellular component: membrane. Lineage: Eukaryota; Metazoa; Chordata; Actinopteri; Syngnathiformes; Syngnathidae. Bases 237 to 2651 code for a protein of 804 amino acids. The transcript has 16 exons. Gene Ontology annotation, molecular function: dolichyl-diphosphooligosaccharide-protein glycotransferase activity.
UUCUUCCUCUUUCCACCGGUGCUGUGGAGCGUCGUGCGGGUUCACUGUUGCGGUUUCGGUGCAUCACGGGAUGUAACCGCUACCAGUCCAAAUCUUAUCCGAAAACCUUUGGAAAUUCCUGGCAAGGCAGCAAACCAAGGGGAACUUACAUCAGCACGGAGCGGAAGAAGAUAGGCUAGUUUGGGCUGGAGGGGGACUCUAGCAAAGCGACCGACCGACUUCCACCGCGCGCAGAAAUGGCGGAGCACCACGCAGUCAGCGACGGCAAACACAAAGCGUCCGCUAAUGCCGGCAGCUCGGUGCACGGGAACAGCCGAGCCGGCGCCGCGGCUGCGACGGGCGGCAGAGGAGGCCUGUCGGGCGGACUGACACAGCCGGCUGGGUGGCAGUCGUUACUUUCGUUCAGCAUUCUUUUUCUGGCCUGCCUGGCCGGAUUCAGCUCCAGACUUUUCGCCGUCAUUCGCUUCGAGAGCAUCAUCCACGAGUUCGACCCAUGGUUCAACUACAGAUCAACACAUCAUCUCACAACCAAUGGCUUCUACGAGUUUCUUAACUGGUUUGAUGAAAGAGCCUGGUACCCGUUGGGAAGGAUCGUAGGGGGCACGGUCUAUCCCGGAUUAAUGGUGACGGCAGGACUCAUCCACUACGUGCUCAACUUGCUUCACAUCACGGUCCACAUUCGAGACGUGUGCGUUUUCCUGGCGCCGGUGUUCAGCGGUCUCACGGCCAUCUCCACGUUCUUGCUGACGCGGGAGCUGUGGAACCAGGGCGCAGGGCUGCUGGCGGCCUGCUUCAUCGCCAUCGUCCCCGGCUACAUCUCCCGCUCCGUGGCCGGCUCCUUUGACAACGAGGGGAUUGCCAUCUUUGCCCUCCAGUUCACGUACUAUCUCUGGGUGAAAUCUGUGAAGACGGGUUCCGUGUUCUGGACCAUCGGCUGUUGCCUCUGCUAUUUUUAUAUGGUGUCGGCAUGGGGAGGCUACGUGUUCAUCAUCAACCUGAUUCCCCUCCACGUGUUUGUGCUGCUGCUGAUGCAACGUUACAGCCAAAGAGUCUACAUCGCUUACAGCACAUUCUACAUUGUUGGUCUCGUGCUAUCGAUGCAGAUUCCGUUUGUGGGCUUCCAGCCGAUCAGGACCAGCGAGCAUAUGGCUGCUGCCGGCGUGUUUGCACUUCUCCAAGCAUACGCCUUCCUGCAGUACUUGAGAGACAGACUGACCAGGCAAGAAUUCCAAACACUCUUCUUCCUCGGCGUUUCUCUGGCCGCUGGCGGGGUCUUCCUCACCGUGAUCUAUCUCACAUAUACAGGAUACAUUGCUCCGUGGAGCGGGCGUUUCUACUCACUUUGGGACACUGGCUAUGCCAAGAUCCACAUCCCCAUCAUAGCGUCGGUGUCGGAGCACCAGCCGACCACGUGGGUCUCCUUCUUCUUCGACCUUCACAUCCUCGUGUGCACGUUCCCGGCAGGCCUCUGGUUCUGCAUCAAGAACAUAAAUGACGAACGGGUGUUUGUCGCCCUGUACGCCAUCAGUGCGGUGUACUUCGCCGGGGUGAUGGUGCGUCUCAUGCUGACACUGACUCCGGUGGUGUGCAUGCUGUCGGCGGUAGCUUUCUCCAGCGUCUUUGAACACUACAUGGGAGAUGACACCAAGCGGGAGAAACCCCCCGCCGAAGAUAGCAGUGAUGAGGACGACAAGAGGAAUUCUGGGAAUCUCUAUGAUAAGGCUGGCAAGGUGCGAAAACACGUGUCGGAGCAAGAGAAAGCAGAAGAAGGUUUGGGGCCAAACAUCAAGUCCAUCGUGACCAUGCUGAUGUUAAUGCUCCUGAUGAUGUUUGCCGUCCACUGCACCUGGGUCACCAGCAAUGCCUACUCCAGCCCCAGCGUGGUACUCGCCUCGUACAACCACGACGGGUCACGUAACAUCCUGGAUGACUUCAGGGAGGCGUACUACUGGCUGAGGCAGAAUACUGAUGAGCACGCCCGCGUCAUGUCAUGGUGGGACUACGGUUAUCAAAUUGCCGGGAUGGCCAACAGGACCACGCUCGUGGAUAAUAACACGUGGAACAACAGUCAUAUAGCGCUGGUGGGGAAAGCCAUGUCUUCCAAUGAAAGUGCGGCCUACAAAAUCAUGAGGUCCCUGGACGUGGACUAUGUGCUGAUCAUUUUCGGCGGCGUCAUCGGCUACUCGGGCGACGACAUCAACAAGUUUCUAUGGAUGGUGCGGAUAGCCGAGGGCGAGCACCCAAAGGACAUCAGGGAGAGCGACUACUUCACCCCUCAGGGAGAGUUCAGAGUGGACAAGGCGGGUUCUCCCACUCUGCUCAACUGCCUCAUGUACAAGAUGUCCUACUAUCGAUUUGGUGAAAUGCAGUUGGACUUUCGAACGCCCCCGGGCUUCGACCGGACACGUAACGCCGAGAUUGGCAACAAGGAUAUCAAAUUCAAGCACCUAGAGGAGGCCUUCACCUCCGAGCACUGGCUGGUCAGGAUCUACAAGGUCAAAAACCUUGGCAACAGGGAGCCCAUCGACCGCAAGCUUCGCAGCAUCGUGCCCAAACAGAAGUACACCUCCAAAAAGACGGCCAAGAGGAAGCGUGGCUACGUGAAGAACAAGCUGCUCCUGAAGAAAGGAAAGAAAGUACAAAAAAAGUAACCCAGACAAACUCUCCUCCUAGGAAAACAAAUCGAAUGCGAAGAAACCUCUGACAAACAAUGAAGAAGAGCACCUGGGUGAGGAUUUUUGUGGCACUUUCUCAUAAAGAGCACCCCCGUGUGGCCGGGAAGGUGAAGUGUCAAAUUCUGGUUCUCCUCAGAGAGCCCUUGUCCAUUUUAUCUCGCGGGGGGUGUGGGGGGACAUUUUGUCUUGCUUCUUUUCUCCACUUUUUUUCAUUUUGCUCUUCAUUUUUUUUAACUUUGUACUUGAAUGUGUGGCGUGGCAUCGGGCUGCUCUGUUGGUUUUUGUCGAUUAAAACUGUUGUGCUACACGAACCAUGUGAUUAUCAGUGGGCCGGGGCAAAGGUUUAGAAAGAGGUUAGGGGGCGGUGUCGCAACAUUUUGCACCAAAGAGCCAUCGACGUGAGCUUGCUCAAUGGCACGUGAGAACCCCUGAAAAAGUGAGGAAGCGCUCGGGCCCCGUUCCUGACACGUGUACACGUCAACGUACGCCGUAUGGAGGGACGUCACACACCUGUUUGAAAUCACCUUCACAAUCAUGAUAUAUCAUCAUCAUCACCAUCACUCACUCUUCCUUUUCUGAUCAUCUAAAAAAAACAAUUGGCCUAAAAUGUCAUUAUGUAAAACUAAUGUCAAAGGAGUAUAAUAUAUUGGAUUGUUGUGAUUUUCUUUUUUUAAUAUGGAGUUUUUUUUCUCAAAUUUUCUUUGGAUGUUUUUUUUGUAUGGCAGCAAAUAGAUCAGUGAAUGCAAUAAUUCUUGUACAGAGAUUCUGUUCACGGAUGGAAUGAAUGUGUUUUUACAAUGCCGCCCAUUUCCCCCCCCCCCCCUUAUAAGUAUUCUAGAUUGUACAUUUUUGCUGCUAGGGCUUCAUAGAGGCAAGCAACAAUAUGUAAAAAGUAGGGACGUUAAUAAAUUAGGCCUGCCCUCCUGCAGAGGGAGCUCUAGUUGGGUAAGCAAGCCCUAGUGCCUCUCGUCAUUGACUCAGUCUUCCGUCAUUUGGUCGUUCGUGGUUUAGCAACAGUUGCCUCGUCUGAUACGGAGACUAUGUAAAGAGUUUCAUCGUUCCGUUUUUGCCUUGCCUUGCUCUUCCCAUCUCAUAGGGAAACACCCUUUAAUGGUUUCCACUCCAGAGCUGUUGCGUUGGCUCGUGUGUAAAUGUUGCUGUUAUGGGCCACACUGGGAGAAAAAUCAAAAAAUAGAAUGAGCCAAGUCAACAUUUUACAGUUAGGUUGUAAUUGAACACACAAUAUAGGGAUUGCAGGAGGCGCUUGUUGCUUCCAAAUUUGCAUCAGUGCUAAAAAGAAAUUAAACUAUAGUACAGUUGAAAUGAAAAAUGGUCAUUUUAGUUAACAUUCCAACUUAAUACUGUAUUCAUAAUUUCACCAUUCUUUUCUGAGCGGUGUGGCCCUUAACAGUCUGAAAUAUCUUCUUAAAGAUGGAAAUGACGCUCGCGCAAGUUUCCUACCCAUGUCUUAAAUCUCAUUUUGAUUUUUACGUUUACUGUGAUGAGCAAUUUUGAAGCAAAAAGUCUUGGUUGAACAUUUUCUUUCCAUCAGCGAUAGCAGUCAGGAUUGAAUCAGCCAAAGGGUUUUCCGUUGUAAAAGUCAACUUUCUUGACUAAAUGCAGUUAUCACAUUAUUUGCCUGCUUCAAUAUAAUGGAACAAAGACAGAGUUCUGACCGACCCCCCCAAGACACUGAAGCUUCAUUGUGUUGCCAUGUCCGAUUUGUGAUUCUGGAAGUGCACGCCUCCACUGUCGUAUCGAUAUGAUCAUUAUGUCACAUCUGUAUCACUAUUGUUUUUUUAACGUUUCUUUCCUCACUGGUGUUUCUUAUCACAUCUUGUUUGGCUUUCAGACCAUCAUCACCUCGAUUCCUCUUUAUAGUUUGCUUUCAAAGGAAGAGUUCAGCCUAAGCCUGAUGCGAGACGCUUACCCUCCUGUGUUUUGUUUUUUUAAGUAACCACAAUUUCCUUCACUACUGCUGUUUUUUUUGUGUCGGUGCCGUUUGUUCUUGACACUCUUUGAUUUUCUUCCGGGUUAUUUGUUUGACGCAGUCCUCCUCGCCCGCCCGUUGGUUCAGCAUCUACACUGUUGCUCUGUUUGUUCAGUCAUCUUUAAAUAUACACCUAAAUUAAA